Sinocyclocheilus anshuiensis is the source of this 1867-nucleotide messenger RNA. RefSeq names its product KAT8 regulatory NSL complex subunit 2-like. Lineage: Eukaryota; Metazoa; Chordata; Actinopteri; Cypriniformes; Cyprinidae. The transcript is spliced from 10 exons. Gene Ontology annotation, cellular component: NSL complex. The coding region runs from base 67 to 1698 and encodes 543 amino acids. The record is from RefSeq and is a predicted model, not a curated record.
UCCUCCAAUCAAAUUGUUCCUUGCAAGUUUGUGGUCCAAUCGACGUAAACGUAGGAGGGCGCUAAAAUGGAUGACGUUCCUCCCCAGCUCAUUGUUGUGCGUUGCGAUGAUCGCUGGAAGGGGAUGCAGGAAGGUCUCACGUUAACGUUAACGAAGUAUUACUUCAUAGAAUCAGUGAUGAACAGGAUUCGGAUCCACGUGCUGCCGUCCAGCAGAGGUCGAGUGACUCAAGCUGCUCGUGCUCAAGAACCUCGGAUCUGCUCUUACACCCAGAGACCCUGUUCACAGCCUCGCCUGGAGGGCCUAGAGUUCUGCAUCAAACACGUACUUGAAGAUAAAAAUGCUCCCUACAGGCAAUGCAGCUAUGUGUCCAACAAGAAUGGCAAGCGCUGUCCCAAUGCAGCCCCUAAACCAGAGAAAAAAGAGGGGGUAUCGUUCUGUGCAGAACAUGCACGCAGAAAUGCUUUGGUGCAACAAGCUCAAAUGCGGAAGGCAUCCGCUUCAGGACCUUCCCCUGAAGUGCUGCUGUCUCAGCUCAGUGGCUACAGUCGGCCAGAAACUGGAACUCACAGUCAAGAGGGCCGUAGUGAAGCUAGCCGCAUACUAGAUGAAGAGAGUUGGAGUGAAGAGGAGCAGGAUCCUAUUGUUUUGGAUCAGACAUGGAGAGGAGACCCUGACAGUGAAGAUGAAAGUCUUGACAGUGACCACGAAGACCCUUUAAAGCAUGCGGGUGUGUACACAGCAGAGGAAGUGGCACUCAUCACGCGUGAAAAGCUGAUCAGACUUCAGUCCCUCUACAUAGACCAGUUUAAACGUCUGCAACACUUAUUAAAAGAAAAGAAACGACGCUACCUGCACAGCCGCAAGAUUGAACAUGAGACAAUUGGGAGCAGCCUGUUAACGGGUCCAGAGGGGCUGUCCAUGAAGGAACGAGAGAACCUGAAAAAAUUAAAGGCUCUGCGACGUUACCGCCGUCGCUAUGGUGUGGAGGCCUUGCUGCAUCGCCAGCUCAGACAGCGAAGACAAGCAAUUACUGAGGGAGGAACGCCACAGGCAAUGCGUUUAGGCCAGAGAUGCAUUUCCUUUGUGGAAGGGACUCGCUGUUCAAAUCUGUGUCUGCCAAUGACACGACAUUGUGUCUCUCACAUUUAUCAAGACAGUAGCCAAGUUUUAUUCAAAAUGUGCCCUGGUCUGAAGGACGUUCCAUGUGAUCGUCCUGUGCACAUGGGACAGUCAGAAGAGCCCCGCUGUCCUCUGCACCUGUCCCUGCCUCCUCCCAUGUACCAGCCUGAGCAGGAGUCUAUUGCCCCGGAGCAGCUGCCGUCUGCGCCCACAGACAUGUACCUCAGUGCCGCAGAGCUCCAGCCAACAGAAAAUCUACCUCUGGAAUUCAGUGAUGAUCUUGACGUUGAAGAUGAGGGUUUGCAGUGUCCCCCGUCCCCCUUGCUGUUCGACACAGCGCUUGCAUUAGAAGACCAGACCAUCAGAGAGAUCGCCGAGGCCCCCAUGGACAUUCUGACAGGGGCGGAGCAGGGCGAUCUGGAUGGCUCUUCCCAAGAUGCUGAGUUCUCAGAAAGAGACGAGGUGUCUGUGGAAGGUCAGGUUGAAUCUGAAAUACUUGAAGCAGUUGGACAAGCAGUUCCCAUGCAGAAUUCAUCAAAGGACUCUGACACGAAAACAACAGAUGCCUUAUCCUGAGCACCUCGUGACCUGAUUUUCUCAGCUGUCGUACUGUUGAUAUUUCAAACAGUCCAGAUAUCUAUUUAAAAGCCAUAUUUCUGGAAGUUUGCUUUGAUUGCUGAAACAUUUUUAACCUAGCACAUUCUCAUUUCUUAAAAUAGUACCAUAGCACAUGUUCUGAUAUACU